Molecule: messenger RNA, 1155 nt
Organism: Pseudozyma hubeiensis SY62
Lineage: Eukaryota; Fungi; Basidiomycota; Ustilaginomycetes; Ustilaginales; Ustilaginaceae
Exons: 1
Coding region: 1-1155 (384 amino acids)
Biological process (GO): DNA-templated DNA replication; DNA repair
Cellular component (GO): DNA replication factor C complex; nucleus
Molecular function (GO): DNA binding; ATP binding; DNA clamp loader activity
Source: RefSeq, a predicted model, not a curated record
AUGUUCCUGCAGCAAUCAUCCAAGGCUCACAGCGCCGGGCAGGCGGCUCAGAAGGAGAAGCUCGCCAGGGAGAAGGCCGCCAACCGUCCUUGGGUGGAAAAGUACCGCCCCAAGACCAUCGACGAUGUCGCUGCGCAGGAACACACCGUCGCCGUCCUCAAAAAGACGCUCAUGUCCAACAAUCUCCCACACAUGCUCUUCUAUGGGCCACCCGGUACAGGCAAGACAUCCACCAUCCUCGCACUGGCGAGACAGCUCUUCGGUCCCGAACUCCUCAAAACCCGAGUGCUCGAACUAAACGCCUCCGACGAGAGAGGUAUCAGCGUCGUCAGGGAAAAGAUCAAGAACUUUGCAAAAUUGGCCGUGACCAACCCCAAGGAAGGCUUCCCGUGCCCGCCGUUCAAAAUCAUUAUCCUCGACGAGGCGGAUAGCAUGACGCAGGAUGCCCAGAGUGCGUUGAGGCGCAUCAUGGAGCAGUACAGCAGGAUCACGAGGUUCUGCUUGGUCUGCAACUAUGUCACCCGCAUCAUCGAACCUUUGGCCUCGAGGUGCAGCAAGUUCCGCUUCCGUUCGCUCGACACCUCGUCCACCAAAACGCGACUCGAGAUGAUUGCUUCCGCCGAAUCCGUCUCGUUUCAGGACUCCAACGUCCUCGAUACCCUCAUCAGCACAUCCGACGGAGACCUGCGACGGGCCAUCACCUAUCUGCAAUCCGCCUCGCGCCUCCACAGCAUUGUUGGCGACCACAAGUCCGCCGUCACCUCCGAGUCCAUCGUCGAGAUCGCAGGUGUCGUGCCCACCCCUGUCAUCACAUCCCUCGCAGAUGCAGUCGGGAUCGAGGCAUACAACACCGAUGACGACGUCGAUAUGCAGCCUGUCGGCGCAGCCAAGAAGCGAGAUGCGUUCGAGAGGAUCAGAGAGGAAGUGAGGAUCAUCGCAAGGGAAGGCUAUUCGAUCACACAGCUUCUGACGCAGCUCCACGAUUAUGUCAUCGGCCAUCCGACGCUCUUGGCCAAGAUCAAGGCCAAGGCGGCGUUGCUGAUGGCUGAGAUGGACAAAUGCUUGACGGACGGUGCCGACGAGGAGCUGCAGCUGCUCAAUUUGUGUCUCAAACUGCAGGAGGUGGUCCAGACCGACGGCAAGGCGUACGUGUAG